This is a messenger RNA of Drosophila elegans, 2419 nucleotides long. RefSeq names its product low choriolytic enzyme. Gene Ontology annotation, biological process: proteolysis. The record is from RefSeq and is a predicted model, not a curated record. Bases 973 to 1728 code for a protein of 251 amino acids. NCBI's taxonomy places the organism in Eukaryota, Metazoa, Arthropoda, Insecta, Diptera, Drosophilidae. The transcript has a single exon. Gene Ontology annotation, molecular function: zinc ion binding; metalloendopeptidase activity.
CAUAUGUGUAUAUAUUAGCAACGUUUGCUGACGAAAUGGCUAAUCGGAGAAUUAAAGAUCACUAAAAUGCUUGUUAGUAUACACUGGUGGCUAGAAAAAUAUACGGCUAAAAAUGAUCUUCGAAAAGUAAAGUAAAAUUUACAUCUAGCGUACUGAAAAUCCCAUCAAUUUUAAACUUAAUUAAGAAUGAUACAUUUUGAAAUAUAAACAUCUAUCGAAAUUUAGAACUCACAUUUUUUAGCUCUAGAACAGCUGAAUUUUCAUAUAUCAAAGCGGACUAAUCCUAGAGAAAGUAACUCAUUUAAAGAUGGCUAUUAAUUUAUUUCAAUAAAUUAGAGCCAUAAACACUUUUCUAGCCACCAAUGUGUACUGAAAUGCAGUUCGAUGUGCAUACAUUAAACAAUUGCGAACGUAUAAAUACUGUAUCUAUGCUAAGCUAUGCAAAUGCUAAUUAACAACCCUAGCCAUAUAAGUCUGUAAGCGGAUAAAGUCGAACUUGGCUCCAUGAAAACGGAGCUUGUUCAUGGAGAGCAGGCUUUUAUCUGGAAAUGUGUUUCAGCUCUUAACAUUGUGCAACAAAAUGUAAACCAUUUUUAAAUGAUUUGGUUUUAGUUAAAUUGUUGUUUAAAAAACUUGCAUUGGAAAACAGUAAGGCAACCGAAUUUUCCCUUUGAGUCGAAAAGAAUUUGCAAUUAAAUUUUGUUUCAAACCAAUUAAUCUUUAAUUAGAAAAAAUCGAGCUUUUACUAUAGCUUUGUUGACCAAAUAAAUAAAUUUUUUGUUGCACAGUGUUUAAUGUUGGUGGAAAGGAAUGAGUUGUUUUGCCUGUCUUUGAAUUGUCUGCAUGUAUGUAUGUAUGUAAAACCUUAAUUUAAUGAAAAUUUUCAAGACAGAAAUAAAACUGAUAACUACAUUUUAAUCAAAAGACUAUAAAAGCGGUUUUGCGGUUAAACUUUGGUCAUAAACUAAAGAAAUGUUCCCUCAAACCGUUUGGUAUAUAUUUUUGGCGGUGGUUUUCGGACCCAUCCUGGUGUCUUCCGAAGGGAUUGAUUCCUACGAGAACUACUACAACGAGAUCCAUGUGGACGAUGAACAGGCGGAGGCGAAGACCCGUAAUGCAUUGCAAUCGCCACUUCAACGUUGGCCCGGUAACAAGAUAUACUAUCGAGUAUCUACGGACUACAGUGACCAGGAAGUGACCAAUGUUCGGACAGCGAUGACGAGUUUUGGCGAACAGACCUGUGUUCAGUUUGAGGAGAUCGAAGGAUCUCCUCCCGCAGGAAAACGAUAUGUGUUCUUCAAGAAAUCGCCGAAUAUGUGUGGAACUCGAGUGGGCUAUCAACCUUUAUCCUUUGGCCCCCACGAAGUCGUCCUGAAUGAGAGAUGCCUUACCAUGCCGGCUGUUAUCCAGCACGAAACACUCCAUUUAUUGGGACUUUUUCACGAGCAAAGUCGUCCGGAUCGCGAUGAGUAUGUGAAAAUCGACUACGACAAUAUCCCGAGAAAGUACUGGUCGCAGUUCAUGGCCAUGGAUCAGACCACCACUUUCAAUGUUCCCUAUGAUUAUGAGAGUGUUAUGCACUAUGCGAAGAACGCAUUCGCCAAGGAUCCCUCAAAGCCCACUAUCCGUGCUCUAAUCAACGGUGAGGAAGUGGAGAGGGAAAUGGGACAAGUGCGGGGACCAUCGGAGGGUGAUUGGACCAAGAUUCGUUUAAUGUACAAAUGCUAAACGGGAUAAAAUGGCCUGCGAGGACUGGGAUUGGUAAAUAAAGAAUAGAAUUUGGAAUUUGGUGCUUUUGAAUGCGUGCGGGGACUUAUAAAAAAUCGUUUUUGGUUCACGACCAAUUUAAAAAUUUUUGAAAUAUAAUAGAAUGUUUUUUGCAGCCGUUUUUAAUACUCUUAUGACUGCAAUCUGUAAGAAUCCUUUUCUACUUCUGUCCUGUUUAAUUUAUUAAACCUGAGUCAUAUCCAACCGCUCUUAAAUCGGUAGCAGUUUAAUGUCAAUCUUUCACUCUUUCAAUCUCCGUUAAGUGGAAAAGCGUUUUUCUAGCCUCUUGAUAAUGGGUAAUCGCUUGAACAAAAAAGGAAUCCAAGCCCGUACCCAAGGCGAAUGCAUUUGAUUUCUCAAAAGUGCAAGUGUAAGUGUCAGUUAACUCGGCAGCAGACCAAGAAGCUGUUGAAGAAAAAGAAAGAAAGGCUCUUUUGGAUGUUGAAAAGGGGCUGCAGUGGAUUGGGCAUGAGGCCAAGCGACUGGGCAGCAAACAAUCCAAAUCCCUGGCACUUAAUGUGCACUAAGUGCUUAAGAAGGCCGAAUGUCUGAAGCUGCCCAUCUGAGCUCACUCCCUUCUCCAGUUACCUCCCACCUCUAAACGGUCUGCCAAACGCCUCCUUUCCAAAAUUAUGCCAAGAAGAAAUAUAAA